AUGAACUAGAGUAUACCCUUACAGGGAUCCGUGACAUUCAAAGAUGUGACUGUGAACUUCACCCAGGAGGAAUGGCAACAACUGGACUCUACUCAGAAGUCCCUCUACAGGGAUGUGAUGUUGGAAAACUAUUGUCAUCUCAUUUCUGUGGGGCUUCACAUGACUAAACCUGACAUGAUCUGUAAGUUGGAACAAGGUGAAGAGCUAUGGACAACAAAGAUAAUUUAUCCGAAUCAAACCUACCUAGAAGAAAAUGAGGAAAGUGGAGAUGUUUUAAUGAUGUUCAGAAAAUACCAAGACAAGCAUCCCAAAUCAGGUAUAUUCAUCAACCACAGAAAACGAAUCAAAGAAAGAAGUAACAUUAAUGGGAAAGCAGUUAGCCUAGGUAAAAACCAAAUUACUGCGAAAACAACAACACUAUGUAACUCUAAAACAGAAGGAAAAGCUUUGAAAAAUAUUUCUGAUUUUGUCAUUAGAAGUAUUAACCCUGUAAGAGAGAAGUUUGGUGAGAGUAGUAGAUGGGAGAAAUCUUUCCUCAGUGCAAAGCAUGAGAAAGUUCAUUCUGUAGUGGAUCUCCAUAAACAAACAGAGAGGGGUCUUGGUUACAAACAGGAGCUUAUUCAGCAUCAGAAAGUCCAAGCUCCAGAGAAACUGUUUGAACAUAAUGAGUGUGAAAAGCCCUUCUUUAUAAAAGGAAUGCUUUUUACAGACACUACAGUUCACCGAGGUGGAAGAUCUCAUGAACAUGAUAAAGAUGAUAUACCUUUUAUCCAGAAAUUAAAUGCCAGUGUCCAUCCACAAACUCUUAUGGAAAAGAAGCCCUAUGCAUAUGGUAAAUCUGGAAAAUUCUUCUGCAAGAAGACUGUUUUCAUAAUGCACGAGAGAUCUCAAACAGAGAAACCCUUUCAUUGUCCUUACUGUGGGAACAGCUUUAAGAGGAAGUCAUAUCUCAUUGAUCAUCAAAGAAUUCACACAGGUGAGAAACCUUAUGUUUGUAGUCAGUGUGGGAAGGCCUUCCGUCAGAAGACAGCUCUCACACUUCAUGAGAAGACGCAUAUAGAAGGGAAACCUUAUUUUUGUACUGAUUGUGGGAAGUCCUUCCGCCAGAAAGCGACACUUACUAGACAUAACAAAACACAUACAGGGGAGAAAGCUUAUGAAUGUACUCAGUGUGGGAGUGCCUUUAGAAAGAAGUCAUACCUUAUUGAUCAUCAGAGAACUCACACAGGAGAGAAACCAUAUCAGUGUAAUGAGUGUGGGAAGGCAUUUAUCCAGAAGACAACCCUUACUGUGCAUCAGAGAACUCAUACAGGAGAGAAGCCCUAUAUAUGUACCGAAUGUGGGAAAUCUUUCUGUCAAAAGACAACACUGACUCUCCAUCAGAGAAUUCAUACAGGGGAAAAACCCUAUAUUUGCAAUGAAUGUGGGAAAUCUUUCCGCCAGAAGGCAAUCCUCACUGUUCAUCAUCGAAUACAUACAGGGGAGAAAUCCAAUGGAUGCCUUCAGUGUGGGAAAGCUUUUAGUAGGAAGUCAAAUCUAAUUCGCCAUCAGAAAACUCACACAGGAGAGAAACCAUAUGAAUGUAAGGCAUGUGGAAAAUUCUUUAGUUGUAAGUCAAACCUCACAGUCCAUCAGAAAACUCACGAGAAGAAACUGAAAUACAAGUGA
Messenger RNA from Elephantulus edwardii (Cape elephant shrew), 1668 nucleotides. Its product is annotated as zinc finger protein 382-like. The transcript is spliced from 3 exons. Gene Ontology annotation, cellular component: nucleus. The record is from RefSeq and is a predicted model, not a curated record. NCBI's taxonomy places the organism in Eukaryota, Metazoa, Chordata, Mammalia, Macroscelidea, Macroscelididae. Gene Ontology annotation, molecular function: DNA-binding transcription factor activity, RNA polymerase II-specific; RNA polymerase II transcription regulatory region sequence-specific DNA binding. Gene Ontology annotation, biological process: regulation of transcription by RNA polymerase II.